GUACGCCUUUAAUCCCAGCAUUUGGGAGGCAGAGGCAGGCAGAUCUCUGAAUUCCAGAUCAAACUGGACUACAAAGCUAGUUCCAUGAUAGACCACAGAGCUGUCCAGGGCUGCAGAGAGAAACUGUCUCAAAAAAACCUACACAUACACACACAUACAGAGAGGUAGAGUGGAAUCCUUACUGCCUUUGAACCUCCAGAAGAACCCUUCCUCUAAACUUCAUGAAUUGGACCUAAUAUGCAAUGUUUCAGCAUUAAAAGGUGGGCCCUUUGGGAAAGAGAGUAAGCCCUGGGGCUUUGGUUUAAAAAAAAAUGCAACUAGUGUGUUUUGUGUGUGUGUGUUUUGUUUGGUUGGGGUUUUUUUGGCCUAGUGUUCUUAAGAUGUUUACAAGGGAACCCUUAUCUUAUGCAUUCUUUUCCCCUCCUAAGGUCUCCUGCUGGAAGCUCAGACAGAAUCCUUAGCACAAACAGAUCCACUACUUAAUAGAGUUCUCAGCCUCCAGAACUGUAGGAAACAACUUUCUCUUGGGUAUAAAAUAAUGAGUCAUUGGUAUUUUGCUAUAGCAGCUCAAAAACUAAAAGACUCAUUGAGAUAGGCCACUACCCAUUUUUCUUUUCGAUGUCUUUAAAGAGAGCUAUUGCUCUCUGGGACUAGGCCUUGAGCUCAUUAUGUAGUCCAGGCUGGCAAAAUCCACAAAACUGUAACCUUUUAAAUAAAACUUUAUUAAGAGCAUUUAACUGGCUCUAACAUAUACAUUCUUAAGAAAACUUGGGACUCCUCUGGGCAUUGUUCUAAUUUAUUGUUUGUUUACAAUAAAUUAUUAACAAUUUAUUAAUUGUUCUGGUUGGUAUGUAUGCAUGCAUGUAUGUAUGUAUGUAUGUGUGCAACCCCAGCUGGCCUCCAACUUACUAAAUAGCCAAGGCUGACCUUGGACAACUGGUCCUUCUGAUCCAUCUUCUAGGGGCUAAAAUUCUGGGCAUGUACCACCACAUCCAACUCACAAUUGAUACAUUCUCAAUGCUGGCUAAGGAAACAACAGGACUUUCCCAAUUACUCGGGCCUUAUCCUGUCUUUCAGCCAAGGCUCAUCAUAAAUAUUCUCCAACUCCUAAGGUUUUCGUGGGUCUUGUUGAGGUGAAAGUUAAAGACCUGAAGGCUGGCCAGCAUUCUUCUCUUUAGUUGCCACGCAGCGGCGGAAAGAGCCGAGCGCGCUCGGCCGCAUUCGCCGGCCCUCCUAGGCGACGUCGUCAGGGGGCGGGGCUCGUGCCGGCACGCUCGGCGCGGGGCAUUGUGGGAAGGGCGGCCGGUGCUGCCACAGCUGCCAUCUUAGGGACUCCGGGCCGGGCCUGCUAGGCCUUCGCGGCGGAGGCGGCCGUGUGCGUGGCGGGUGCGCUUGGGGCGAGGCGGAGGGUCCGCGGGCGGGGGGCCGCGCUUCCCAGCGGCGAGGGGGCGGCCUGCGGCGGGCAGCGGGCGACAGGCGGCGGGCGCCGCGCGGCGCGAGGAUGGGCCGGUCGCGGAGCCGGAGCUCGUCCCGCUCUAAGCACACCAAGAGCUCCAAGCACAACAAGAAGCGCAGCCGCUCGCGCUCGCGCUCGCGGGACAAGGAGCGGGUGCGGAAGCGCUCCAAGUCCCGGGAGAGCAAACGGAACCGGCGGCGGGAGCGCGCCUCGUCCCCGCCCGACCGCAUCGACAUCUUCGGGCGCACGGUGAGCAAGCGCAGCAGCCUGGACGAGAAGCAGAAGCGCGAGGAGGAGGAGAAGAAGGCGGAGUUCGAGCGACAGCGAAAAAUUCGGCAGCAGGAAAUAGAAGAAAAACUCAUUGAGGAAGAAACAGCACGAAGAGUGGAAGAAUUGGUAGCAAAAAGGGUAGAAGAAGAAUUGGAGAAAAGGAAGGAUGAAAUUGAGCGAGAAGUUCUCCGAAGGGUUGAAGAAGCCAAACGCAUCAUGGAAAAGCAGUUGCUCGAAGAACUCGAGCGACAGAGACAAGCUGAGCUUGCAGCACAAAAAGCCAGAGAGGAGGAAGAGAGAGCAAAGCGUGAGGAACUGGAGCGGAUAUUAGAAGAAAAUAACCGGAAAAUCGCAGAAGCACAAGCCAAACUGGCUGAAGAACAGUUGAGAAUUGUUGAAGAACAAAGAAAGAUUCAUGAGGAAAGGAUGAAACUAGAACAAGAACGACAGCGUCAGCAAAAAGAAGAACAAAAAAUUAUCCUGGGCAAGGGGAAGUCCAGGCCAAAACUGUCCUUCUCACUAAAAACCCAGGAUUGAAUGGCAAACUCUGAACUUUUUGCAAAGAAAAAUGAAAAAACUUCGUAUUGUAGCUUCAUGUUGAAGUGGUUUUUUUGUUUUUGUUUUCUUUUUUCCUUUUUUUUUUUUUUUUUUUUAAUUUGGAAAAUCUGGAAAGUUAGCUUGUUCUAAUAGGGGCUAUGCUCUGCAAUCCCUUUAUUUUCCCUCUUUUCCUUCAUUAAGUCAAGUCCUUAUCAGAUCAUUGCUGUCUUGUAGACGUGGUGUAUUUUGCACCUGUUGGGAUUCUGUACUGGCUGGGCCUGCUGAAGAGCAGGUCACUUGGUGACUGGCUGGUCUGGUAAGGUGUUCACUGACCACUGACUUCGGAGUUAUACUCUGUUUACUACGUCAUAAUGCUGGUUUUGCUGACUUUUUGUUUUUUUAUGCAUUUAUAAAAAAAGAAAAAGUUGGUAAUUGCAUUGCAAAAUUCCCAGGGUUUGACUGGACCUGCGGUGUUGUUAGAGCAGUGUCCUUGGGAUGCUGUGGUUCUUGAGGUUCCUGACAACAGGUAAGGAAACAGUUGGUCACCUGCUACAGAAAUAACCUGCAGUGCAGCAUUGUCUCUCUCGGACUUUUGUUUCUUUCAUUGACAAAAUCAAACCAGCAUUCCCCAUUGUAAAUAAAUGAUUUUGCUGAAUAAAGUAAAGUCUUAAAUUCAUAUGUUUAAGCAAUUUUUAUUAAGUUCUGUUAAGUCUGGAGGGUGGUUUCCUUUUAGAAGCCUUAGAGCUGUACUAUAUUUCCUCUGGUUCAUACUUUUCACAGGGUUUCUAUGUACACCAUAUAUACUUGUGAAUUAGUACUUACUGGCUAUUUUUGCAGACACUACUUUAUGCUGAUAAAAGAAUUAUAACAUCAAGUAUUAUCUUUGGAAUAUACUAAACCUGUGCCUCUGUUGUAGAAAUUAUACUUAAUAAACACUAGAAAGUA
This is a messenger RNA of Mus musculus (house mouse), 3208 nucleotides long. It is a transcript of the gene Arglu1, whose product is annotated as arginine and glutamate rich 1. The transcript is spliced from 5 exons. Gene Ontology annotation, biological process: positive regulation of DNA-templated transcription; regulation of alternative mRNA splicing, via spliceosome. Gene Ontology annotation, molecular function: pre-mRNA binding; transcription coactivator activity. Gene Ontology annotation, cellular component: nucleoplasm; nucleus; nuclear speck. Bases 1502 to 2263 code for a protein of 253 amino acids. The record is from RefSeq and is a predicted model, not a curated record. NCBI's taxonomy places the organism in Eukaryota, Metazoa, Chordata, Mammalia, Rodentia, Muridae.